GGUGGAAACUUUGAACAUUAGCUGAGUCAUCCCGUGAUCAUCAUCAUCAUCAUCCCAUCUUAUCUCAUUUCCAAUAAAAACACUCUACGUUUCCAAUUCAUCUCCCUCAAAUCGACACACAAUCUUUUGACAAUUUCAAUACUUUUACAAAUCCCAUUUCCGAUCUUUUCUCCCUAAUUUUCCCUUUCAUUUUUGCUUUCCUCGCCUGAGAGUUCACAGCUGAUCUCCUCUUUCCCCGCCGUCGACUCUCUGGGAUGGUAGAUUUUGACCGGGUUUACUUUGAUUGAGCUGAAUCGUCUUUUAUUGGUUUUGUGACGAAUGUUAUAUCGAUUACGACUGAUUGUUGGUUCAAUCACUUUUUCUCAGUUUUUUUGUGAGUAAUGUCUACGAGCUCGUUCAAGCAAGAGCAUGAGUUUGAAAAGAGACAUGCUGAGGCAGCCCGGAUUAGAGAAAAAUACCCAGACAGAAUUCCGGUAAUUGUGGAGAAGGCAGAGAGAAGUGAUAUUCCCAACAUUGACAAGAAAAAGUAUCUAGUGCCUGCUGACCUGACUGUUGGUCAGUUUGUUUAUGUUAUCCGGAAAAGAAUCAAAUUGAGUGCAGAAAAGGCAAUUUUCAUAUUCGUGGACAAUGUGCUACCGCCAACAGGAUCACUGAUGUCUGCCAUCUAUGAUGAGAGGAAGGAUGAGGAUGGGUUUCUCUAUGUUACAUACAGUGGAGAAAACACAUUUGGAUGACGUCUACAAUAGUACGCAGUUUCUUGCUCCCUCUCUACCUGUUCUUUAUUUAUUGUCUUCAUCAGUCUCCGCAACCCAUUGAUUAUCUACGUUGCUGUUUGUCCAAAUAUGCCGGCUCGUGUCUGUAAAUAAAUUGUACAGUGGAAGACUAUAUAUAUAUAUAUAUAUAUAUGUAUGUGAAAAACUUUAAUGCCCAAAUCAUUUCAACUUGUAAUCCCCUUGAAUUGUAUCUAAUGAAGUCAUAAAUUGAAACCUUUAAAGCUUCGAGACCUUGUCGAGAAUAUGGGCGAUGAAAUUCAAAUUCAAAUCCAACAUCUUGAGCUGAUCAAACUCGAUUGAAAUUACGAAUGGAUUAUCUCAGCUUUCUGAAGUUAAUGUAUAAUAUGAUUAUUAUUUCUUUCA
Messenger RNA from Cucumis sativus (cucumber), 1136 nucleotides. Its product is annotated as autophagy-related protein 8f. Lineage: Eukaryota; Viridiplantae; Streptophyta; Magnoliopsida; Cucurbitales; Cucurbitaceae. The record is from RefSeq and is a predicted model, not a curated record. Gene Ontology annotation, biological process: cellular response to nitrogen starvation. The transcript is spliced from 6 exons. The coding region runs from base 381 to 734 and encodes 117 amino acids.